Molecule: messenger RNA, 8600 nt
Organism: Phalacrocorax carbo (great cormorant)
Lineage: Eukaryota; Metazoa; Chordata; Aves; Suliformes; Phalacrocoracidae
Source: RefSeq, a predicted model, not a curated record
AAAUGUUACUAGCUUUUGGAAAGCAUUUUGGAAAGUUCACUUAAUAUUGUCAAGGUAGUCUCUGUACUUGGUAUUUCUAAUAACUUAAAGCUAGAAAACUGACCUAUUUCUUAAAAGAUACUUUGAGAUACUCGAUUAGGUCAGAAAUACAGCAGGUAUUGGAGAUCCUUGUUUAAGUGAGAAACUUGCCUGUUAGUGAGAAGUCCUGGUUGUUUUAACAAACUCUAUAAUUUUAAAGCUGAAGAAGCUGUGACUAGUGGUUGCAUGAUGAUGGUCAAUUGUGUUAAAUUUGCUUUCCAACCUUAAUGUCCAUCUUUGAUUGUAAAUUACAGCCUCACCACAUCUGAAGUUACUGCACCAAAUUCUGUUAUACAUGCAUAAACAACUGUUCUCUGAAUCCUUAUAGAAUUGCAACACCGUCUUAUUCUCUGUGCAGCACUGAAAUAUGUGAGAGGUCAACGUAUGCUCUUACCUGCAAGAGUUUGUAAACUGUCCUUGAAGAAUAGACUUGAAAUAAUAGCUGUAGUUGCACUGAUGGAACGCGAGGAAUCAAGUGGUGGUGAACUGGGCAUGCUGUUUGGAUGUUGCUGUAUGCUCUUUCUCUUAGUUGCCUCUUAAUAUAUUAUAAGUUGUUGCCUUUUCAUUAUCCAACAGCUUUAUGGUUCUAGGCAGCCAUGAAAUCUGUAAAGCACAGACUUCAAAAGUGUGUUUUCUGGGUCGUGAGCUGUAGCUUGGGUUUACAUAUUUCGUUAUUUUAAAAUCUAGAUAUAUUCUGUUGUAUGGAUUUUACCCUUUUGCCAAUUACAGUACACAAAAUCCAGUAAUUUUCUCCAUGUUUGAUGCAUUAGCAAUAACAUUAGUCUUAAGUAGGUCAGAAUUGUCUUGCAUUUACGUAGUGAAACUGAGGGAGAACAGUUAGUGACUUCUGUUGAAGGUUAUAGAAAAUAACGGGCAGUAUAUCUGGAAUUGAAGUUCAGGGUUUUCUUGCUUACUCCUCUUCAAGAGGGGCAAAAUGAGGCUGGGAUUAUUUGCUUUGUGUUUACUGAAGCCUGACUGCCCUCUUACGUAGAACUGACUACGUUGCAAGUGGCCAGUAUCGGCUGUCUGUAAGACCUCUUGAAAGUAGCUUACAGUGCUGUUGCUACAACUUUUGAUCGGUGCUAUCCUUAGGCAUCUACAUUUAACUUUAAUUGGACCUGGUGUGUAGGAGGGCUGAGGAAGUGCGCCAAGGAAUGUGCAGGUAGCAAGUGUAAUGCUCUGAUGUUUGUGUCAGUCGUACCAUCUGAGGCCCAUAGUGACAUUUCCAGAUACUAUGGACAUGGCUAAAGGUGAAAUUAUGACGGACCUGUGUUCAGGAAUAAAAGACAUUUGCCUUUUAUUGGCAGUAUUUGUUCUUUAGACCCAUUUUAUUACUCAGGGUUUGCUGACCAUGGCAAAGAACCUGUGUUCUGUCACGUGAUAAACAUGGAUGCAAAUAGAUCCAGUCCAGUCCAUGAAUCUUGUUAUAUUCCAGUUAGAUUAAUUUACUGGAGCUUAUUUUGGGAGGUGGGGCAGAUGGGAUGUUCUUGGGUGCAGUAGAAUUGUGGGAAGUAAAUGUUUGCCUGACUUCACGUAAAUUUGACAGAGACAAAAAAAAAGUGUUUCUUAUUUCUUUCCCUUGGUUGAGGUUUCACUUUACCUGCCAUCCAUUUCUACAAGUAGAAAGAAUCAGUUGAAUUGGACUUUGCCCACAUUGCUGCAGAGUAGUGGUUUGCUUUCCAUAGUGGUGAUACAAAAGGUUUUAAAAAAUUCAAGGUAGUGAGUGGGUGUGUAAACAAGAGAGCAAGCUUUUUCCUUUAUACCAAUGGCUGAAUUCUCAAUUCUCCUCUCCAGUUGUAGUUAGAAGGGAGUGUGGAGAUAAGCCAAGGAUUGCCAGACUAUCUUGGUUAGUGCUUUCCUUUUUCUUCAGCUGUAAUAUUUCUAGAGGUCUUCACUGGUGUUUAGUGUUCUCAUAUUAAAAACCAUAUGUAUGUGGUAUUUAUGUGCAGGCCUACGUGAAACCUGUUUUCUUCAGAACCUAGUUAUUCAACAGUUUCUGGUCAUCCAUCUCUCUUCACAGUUUAGUGCUCUGUGUUUUGCUUUUGACUCUUCCUGAGGCAUGUGACUUCUCCUACAAUCCCGAGCUCUCCUCAUCCUGUAUUUCUGUUGCACUGGGUUCUGAAUAUCUUGUCUCCCAUUUCCUGUGUGUCAGCUGCCUGUCUGGUAACAAGAGAGUGGGACCGUCUGUUUCAUCAUACAACAGUUGAGAAAAAGUUUACUUUCUGGGCUUUCUCAAAGAUUGUGUAAUGUUCAGUGAUAUGUUGAGUCAUUAUCAGGAUAUUUGCAGAGAAGACUGAGGUAGUGAUGAAAAGUAUGCCAAAGAUGAUACUUUCUCUAAGAGGAAAUAGAAUAAUGUUUGUAGCAAAUAAUAGGGCUGUCUCCUGUAUCUGGCUUUCUGUUUCUGCAUAUGCAGGUUUCUUCUGUAAUUGGAAUCACUCAGGUGGGAUUUUCAGCUGUUGGUUUUACUGGUGGCUCAGCCCUAGAAUCAGUCUUCCUAGGUGGAUGAUUAGUGUAUAGGGAAAUGGCGGUUCUGUUCCAGUGAGCGAGUAUGGGUCCUGGUGAUUCUCCCAGGUGUGCUUGCAGGGAGACUGUCUUUCAGGUUUUUUGACUGUUCUUGUUUCUGCUUCCCUUGUAUUACUCAAAGAGCUGGAGUGAGUAGGAUAGCUGAGUUGCGCUGGCAUUAGAGGCAUUUAAGGGAAUUUGGUUACAGCUCGAGAGUACUCACCCAGCAGGUGAGGACUCAGCUUCCUAAUCUAGUUCUGAAUGUUCUUGGUAGAGAUUGACUCAUAAGCACCCAGAAAAAGGUGUUUGGUUAUGCAGUGGUAUCAUCUACAGGUCAUUAUAAUUUAAAAAAAAAAAGUUUCAGUACAGAAUAAAACAACCUGAUUAAACUUCAGGAACCUUUUCUAAUACAGUUUGAGCCUAGCUUAUGCAGAAAGGAGUAAAAGGAGGUUGCCACGUACCACUAAACUACAUAAUGUUUGCCUGUUGCAUGUAGCUAUUAUGAGGUUGCACAAAAUAUUUUAUUGUAAGGCAUUCAGGAAAUUCUUCAUUUGUGGGUAUAGCAGAUAUAUCUAUGUUCUCGUAGUGUCAGUGUCCUGUAAUUGGUGUGCUCUUACUUCAACAGAGACAGGAGUCAACCUGAAAUUUGGCAUUAUUGUGGCUUAAUGCAGGAAAUGGUGAAAAUACUGCUUGCUUUUUGACAGCCACCAUGGAGAAAACAGUGUAGCUGCUGAUAGGCUUGAAACUCUGCCAGGAGGACGGGUGACUUCGGUUCUCCUCUAUUGCAUUUGUCUGUGCCUUCCCCUGUUCCAGGCCUAGAUACUGUAGCAACUUAAAAGUUUUAGCUGUGUCUGGACAGCACUGGUCUCAGGGUUAACCUGACUUGCAUUAUGUACACGCUUUUUCAGUAGUGCUCAAGUAUGAUUUAAGGGGUAUUUAUUUUGCUACCUAGUUUUCUAAAGUUCCUUCUCCUUUGUGUCUGUUAUCAAACUUGAGGCCAGGGGAUGCUUAUUCUUGGUUACAGGAAAAGCUAUAACCAGAGACAGAGACUUCUCAGCUGACAGUAUCUGUUAAAUUCACUCAUAUCUGGCAACCCUCAAGACACUACAGUUUGCACUUUUGAAGCUGUGGAUGAAAAUAUGUCUCUACUGUUUGCUGUCUGUUAUCACUUCAUGUAGUUACCACAGCAUUAGUGGUUUUACCUGCUACUAAAACUACAGCUGUGUUCCUAAAUGGCAGCAUGGCAAAAGAUUAAAACAAAUCUAUCCCUAUUUCUAUAGUCAGACCUACAGUUCAGAUAUAAGAAGCUCUCAAGAGCUGAUAGACUUAUGGCAAGCAGAAAUUGAAAGAAACCUCUGAUCCUCUGGAGCUCAGUGGCAAACUGAUAAUGCAUUUCUUCCGAGUUUGUCAGUUCAGCUUAGUGUUGGUGACCCAGGCACAACACAGAGGAGAUGCCUCAGGGAAGGAAAACUAUCACAGCCAGUGAUCUAGGCAGCUUAAAGAAAGAAAUAGGAACGUUGCAGUUUCAUCUUAUCAGAUGAGUUAUUCUUUUUCUCCCCAGUAAGAUGAAUAAACUCUUCCUGAAUUAAUCUGGGUGACACUUCCUCCUUUUGUUUGCUGUAGAUCUUUCAACCUCAGAUCUGGAAUAAAGCUCAGUCUUCCAAGUGAUGUUCUUUGGACUGCGGCCUUUAAUCCAUAGUGCUCCUGUACUGGUAUUUAAAGCUAGGACACCAAGAAUAAAAAACGAAAGGGGUGAGAGAAGCACAGCCUAUAUUGUGAGAAUGCGUGCAAGCAUGUUAGGAAGCUCUGUAAUGAAUGUCAGUUUACAAGAAGAGAAAGACAGUUAUAUUAGUCAGGGAACACCUAAUCCAUUUUUAAAGCUUGCUUUGUUUUUCUGUCAUGAGCAGGAUGAACACAGGUACCCGUGCUCCAUUUCUUGUGCUGGACCUCAAGUGCCUAAGGAUAGGCACAGGUGCUUAGUAAAGUCUAAGCUUAGCGAAACACUUACUGAAAGUGGUGCCUGUUGACUAUUUUAGUGGACCUCUUGUGAUGGAGAAGAGCACAGAUCUUAAUUUUUGGGUGUGGCAAUGGGUGAAGGACAGUCUUAAUCCCGUGCUAGUAUAAAAUCAUGGAAAAUGGGAACUGAGCCUUGUAAUAAAGCUUUUACCAGUGGCUUGCCAAAGGAAAAGAGAAACUUAGAGUCUGCGUAACUGGCUUGGAUGAACUGUGCUAAAAAUAAAGACGGGGGAAGGUUAACCCUGCUCAACCCUGUAACUACCUAAUCAGUGAAGUAGGGAACAAUCAAAUUAAGGUAAAUGCAGAUGUAACUAAAAAUAAUUCCCUAAUAUGUUGCAGUAUGGGUGAUCUAUCGCUCAUCUGUAAUUAUAGUGGUUUCAAACACACUUUUUUUUGUUUAAAGUCACCAGACACAUCUUUGAAAUGACUUAAUUUUAAAUGGCUACAGGAAGAAUAAUAACAUGAAGUUUGAACCAGAGAUCUGGCUUUUGAGAACAAGAAAAAUAGACAACUGACUGACUGAGACUAGUUUGGGUAUCAAGAACAAAUCUUUUCACUGGAUUCCAGGGACUUUUGCCUUUGUGCCAACAUAAAUAUGGGUGUCUCUCUAAUAGCAGAAUUGCAUUGGAUUCAUUUGUGCUAUUUGGAAAUUAUGAUAUGAAAUAUACAGUUCACUUUUAGACUUCCCUGUUUUAAGAAAAUAGGGAGUUAGAUGUUGAACUGGAUGCUCCUUUUUCCUCUGGGUGUUUUGAAGAGAACUGAGGUCUCCUAUUUCUAAAACAUUCUUCUCAUGUUUGUAAGUUGGUCAGACACACAGUGUUCUAAAAGCUCUGCUGCAUUCCCUGCAGGCCCAAACAGAGAGUUGUAGCUAUGUAGCAUCAAUUUCAGCUGCUCUUAGGCAGUGCUGAAGUUCCUGCUGUUUGCAGUGGGGUCCAGUAAACAUUUGGCUUGUGUUCAAGGCGGAUGUGGGGAAUACUGUCCCUCAGUGAGCAAAGAGGCAUCAGGUUAAUACUAAGCUCUCUGCCUUUUUGAUGGCUUUAUCCUCUCUCUUGUCUUGUGCCCUUCUCAAGUUCUGCAAGGAAGCUAACUGUUCUGCUGAACGGAAUGGACGACCUUACUGUUCUGCUAAACACAAAGUAUGCCAAGUAUGGGGAAGGGGGGACAGAGAAGAUUACAGCAUGGAAUUCACGUUUUCUCAAGAAAAGCUGCAUAUGUUAGAUCAAUACCGUUGAAGAUAUCUUCUGAUUGCAACACCCAAAGCAGGGUCCUGGAACCAAUUUUUCAAAAGACGACACACAAUGGAUCUCAAAGAAAGCUGCCCAAGUGUUAGCAUUCCCAGCUCUGAUGAACACAGAGAGAAGAAAAAGAGAUUUACUGUUUACAAAGUGUUGGUCUCAGUUGGCAGAAAUGAAUGGUUUGUCUUGAGACGAUAUGCAGAGUUUGAUAAACUCUACAAUACGCUAAAGAAGCAGUUUCCCACCAUGAACAUGAAGAUUCCAGCUAAAAGAAUAUUUGGCGAUAAUUUUGAUCCUGAUUUCAUUAAACAGAGAAGAGCAGGACUGAAUGAAUUCAUUCAGAAUUUAGUUAGACAGCCAGAGCUAUGCAACCACCCAGAUGUCAGAGCAUUUCUCCAGAUGGAUAACCCAAAACACCAGUCGGAUCCAUCUGAAGAUGAAGAUGAAAGGAGCAGUCAGAAGUUAAACUCUACCUCACAGAAUAUCAACUUGGGACCAUCUGGAAAUCCCCAUGCUAAACCAACAGACUUUGAUUUCCUGAAAGUUAUUGGGAAAGGCAGCUUUGGCAAGGUUCUUCUUGCAAAACGAAAACUGGAUGGGAAAUACUACGCUGUCAAAGUGCUGCAGAAAAAAAUCGUUCUUAAUAGGAAAGAGCAAAAACAUAUUAUGGCUGAACGUAAUGUGCUUUUGAAAAAUGUGAAGCAUCCAUUUUUGGUUGGAUUACAUUACUCAUUCCAAACAACGGAAAAGCUUUACUUUGUCCUGGAUUUUGUUAAUGGAGGAGAGCUGUUCUUUCACUUACAAAGAGAACGUUCCUUUCCUGAGCACAGAGCCAGAUUUUAUGCUGCUGAAAUAGCCAGUGCACUGGGCUACUUACACUCCAUGAAUAUAGUGUACAGGGAUUUAAAACCAGAAAACAUUCUCCUAGAUUCACUAGGUCAUGUUGUGUUGACAGACUUUGGACUUUGUAAAGAAGGGAUUGCAAGUUCUGAUACCACUGCAACCUUUUGUGGGACACCAGAAUAUCUUGCACCGGAAGUCAUUAAAAAGCAGCCCUAUGACAACACAGUAGACUGGUGGUGCCUUGGUGCAGUUCUUUACGAAAUGCUUUAUGGGCUGCCUCCUUUUUACUGCCGUGAUGUUGCUGAGAUGUAUGAGAACAUUCUUCAUAAACCGUUAGUUUUGCGUCCAGGAAUCAGUCUUACAGCCUGGUCUAUUCUGGAAGAACUUUUGGAGAAAGAUCGGCAAAGCAGACUUGGAGCAAGGGAAGAUUUUCUUGAAAUUCAAAAGCACCCGUUCUUUGAAUCUCUCAGCUGGACUGAUCUUCUUCAGAAGAAGAUUCCACCACCAUUUAAUCCUAACGUGGUUGGACCAGAUGAUAUUGGGAAUUUUGACGCAGUGUUUACAGAAGAAAUGGUCCCAUACUCAGUUUGCAUUUCUUCCGAUUACAACAUCGUUAAUGCCAGUGUCCUAGAGGCGGAUGAUGCAUUUGUUGGAUUUUCUUACGCACCACCUUCUGAAGAUAUGUUUUCCUAGGGAGUUAGAAGGCAACAGUGUUUUGGAAGUCUUGGGGUGAACUGAAACGUUAGGGUUAUGGACACAUUCCAAAAUGGUGUAACUAGUGCCUCGUUUUGUAUGUAGGUUUGAAACCUAUGAACAAACUUUCUCUGCUGUAUAGGAGGAAUUUGGGCAUUUUGGAUGGCUUUCUUUGGGGGUUGAACUGUUUGUUCCUGCUGCAGAAAAUAUUUUUUAAAACCUUUAAACAGUGUUCUCUACAUAUUUUUUAAGCAAAGAUACUGACUGUUCUCCUCAAUCCCUUCAAGUUUACAUUCAUACCUAUCUAAGAUUUGGCUGGCACAAACAGCAGCAAAUUUAGUAAAUUUAUAAAUGCUUUUGUACCUAUUUACAGUGACUUUGUGCUUGAAUUGUAACUAUGCAAGUUGUCUUUUGUAUAUCCUGGUUUAAAAAAAAUGAAAAUGUUUUCCCUGUUAUAUCAGUUCAGAAUAUAUGUUAAUUUACCUGUCAGCACUUAAAUGAGGGGUUAAUAUAAGUUAAGGCCAGGAUUCUUAAAGGAAUUCUGCAGAAUGAAAAGGUGGUCACAUAAAACUGGAUUGUUGUUCUUGCACUUGCUGAAGGACCCACUCACUCAACUGGGUUAUCUGAGGUAUUGGGGGAUUACUUAAAGCAAGGAUGGAACAAAUUAACUGGAUUGAUUUGGUAACAUUACUGAUCAUGUGUUCUACUUUUCUUUCUUCCUUGAGAUAAAUAAGUCUAUAUUUCAACUACAUUAAAAUAUUUUUGGUUAAAAAUCUGCUUCUCCAAAGAUAUAAUAUGCAAUAAUCACUGUUACUUUAAAAGGCUAUCUUGCUUUGACCUUUUGGGGGCGGGUGGUGAGGGGAUGAUGCCAAAUAUUGGGGAUUUUUCUCACGGAUUCAUAGUUUGAAACACUAAUAUGUUCUAAAUUGAUUGUAUUUCAACAUUCAUAGCUACUUGUCCUUGUGUUCCAGUUUGCACCAUUUUAAAUCUUCACUUGAUAUUGGGGGGGGGGGGAAAUGUAAAUUACGCUGAUAAUUUUUAAAAUGUGAAAAGCUGUUGUAUUUCUCAUAACAUACACGUGUAUGGACAAACAUAAUUCUGAACAAUUUCUGUUUAAGGAAAUUUUUUUAAACAAUGCCAAAAUUGACUGCAGUUACAGUGUAUAAAGGCCUAUCACGGUAGUAGUUUUAUUAUAUAUAUUACUUGUAAAUAACAACUUAUUUUUGUCUGUUA